CUGAGGCAAAUUUCCAUCCACAUAAUCUCAGGUCUUCAACCCUAAAAACAGCCAGACAGUAGGAGUUGCCUAUUAAUAGCUCUGUUCUUUCCUGCUGCUGCUCUUUGGAACCAAAUAGGCCAACAUGGAGAACGCUGCAGCGGCUUAUGGCUAGUCAACAAUUUUCCGCUUAACACAUGGAGCUACAUGGAGCACUCAGCUCUGUUCCAAGCUAGUCUGUGGCCCAUGCUGUGAGGUAACUCCCGGUGAAGUGUUAAGAGGACCAAAGCCAAGAUUAUCCCCCGAGAUUGGCUGAUUAGCCCGUCGGCUGGCCAAUCAGUGCAUGGCUACGUGGAUAUGCGUGAUACAGCGUUUUUUGUGUGCGAUUUCUUUGAGACAUUCGCCAGCUUACACACGUUACUAUGAUCAGCCGAGAGAAGAAGCAGGGAACACGAGACCAGAGCCAUUUGAUGGAAGAAAAGAAAAAGAGAAAGCAAGAAGAAAAGAAAAAGAAGGAAGCUGCUCAGAAAAAGGUCACUGAACAGAAAACCAAAGUGCCAGACUCAGCCAAGCACAGCCCCACCCCUCCUCCCCCCGCCAACCCCAGUGCCACCCCGCCUGUGCCCCCCACCAGCAGCAGUGGCAGUAAUGGCAAGCGCCCUCUCCAGUGCCCAGCAGCAGUCCCAGCCCUCGCCCGCCCAACAGCGUUACCCGCCAAGAGAGAUCCCUCCGCGCUUCCGCCAGCAGGAGCACAAGCAGCUGCUGAAGAGGGGUCAGCCGCUGCCCCCUGGGACCCUUCCAACUGUACCAGGACGCCCCGAACCUGA
Molecule: messenger RNA, 806 nt
Organism: Oncorhynchus gorbuscha (pink salmon)
Lineage: Eukaryota; Metazoa; Chordata; Actinopteri; Salmoniformes; Salmonidae
Product: vegetative cell wall protein gp1-like
Exons: 4
Coding region: 402-806 (134 amino acids)
Source: RefSeq, a predicted model, not a curated record